AUGUCCGAUUACAUUUUUUACAACUACACACCCUCGCUGGCAGCCGCAAUCAUUUGCAUGCUUCUUUUUAUUGCCAUCACGUUUGGUCACAUAUUUUUUGUUUGGAAGCACAAGACAAUAUUCUUCAUCACCUUCAUUAUCGGUGGUGUAUUUGAAGCCGUUGGAUACGGGGCACGAGCAGUCAACGCCCACGAAGCCCCAGAUUACUCGACAAUGCCAUACGCCUUACAAAGUGUCUUUGUUUUACUCGCUCCUUCCUUGUUUGCGGCAUCGAUCUAUAUGAUCCUUGGUCGGAUCAUACGUCUGCUGGAUGGUGAUUCCAGAUCUCUCAUUCGAGCAACGAGGUUGACCAAGAUAUUUGUACUGGGGGAUGUGCUGGCAUUUUUCAUCCAGAGUGGAGGAGGCGGAAUUAUGUCUAGUGCCAAAUCCGCUAGUAGCUUGAAACUCGGCGAAGAUGUCAUCAUUGUCGGAUUGAUCGUCCAAAUUAUCUUCUUUGGCUUCUUCGUUGUCGUCUCGGUCAUCUUUCACAAGCGGAUGGCGAGCGAUCCCACUUCCGCAGCAAUGGCUACUUCGGUGGACUGGCAUCGGUACAUGCUUGUGCUUUAUUUUGCAAGCGCUUUGAUUAUGACUCGUUGUCUCUACCGAGUCAUCGAGUAUAUCCAAGGAUCGACUGGCUUUCUGCAAAGCCACGAGUACUUCGCGUACAUCUUUGAUGCUGCGCUCAUGCUUUUAGUCACAAUUGUUUUCCUGAUUUUUCACCCAAGUCAAAUCAUUUCUGGAGGACAUCGCAAACUUGACGAUAUGGAGCUCAUAGGUGGAGAUAUGGCAUAG
Molecule: messenger RNA, 831 nt
Organism: Penicillium hordei
Lineage: Eukaryota; Fungi; Ascomycota; Eurotiomycetes; Eurotiales; Aspergillaceae
Product: RTA1 domain-containing protein
Exons: 2
Coding region: 1-831 (276 amino acids)
Cellular component (GO): membrane
Source: RefSeq, a predicted model, not a curated record